CCGGCAAUUUUGUGGGCCACGCAAUCGGCUAUUUAAGACCAAAUUUCGAUUAGGUAAUGGUCAGUUUAGGUUUGCGAUUUUUUCAAAUGAGCCAGCGGAGUAAUGAAAGUGAUAUGGACUGUAGUUGGCUUUGUUUUGGUAGUUCUUGGAGCAGCAGUUUCCGGACAGGAUGAGCUGUGCGAGGAUCGGGCUGACUUUUCGCUCGUAAGACAUUACGAGUUCUGUUAUCGGUACUUCAUCUGCAUCAACGGAGAUGCCUAUUUGAUGCGUUGCAAUGGGGAUUUGUGGUUCGAUGAAGAAACGCAAAGUUGCCGUAGUCAGGAACUGGUGUCGUGUGCAGUUGAGGACCCAUCAACACCUGCACCAGUGCCCGGUAUCUGCGAUGACGUGGAAGAUAAUCAGCUGGUGAUUCAUCCGGAUUUUUGCAACACUUACUUCAUCUGUAUCGGUCAACAAGGAACCGUGGUGGUUUGUUCGCUGGGAUUAUGGUUCGAUCCAGAGCAGCAGCUCUGUGCCAAUCCGUCGGAUUUUGAAUGUCCCCAUGGUCCCAUAGGUGCUUCCAGGUGUCGCACGGAAGAAAACUUUGCCCUAGUGCCUAGUGACGUGUACUGCAAUCGGUACUAUCAGUGUGUUCACGGGUAUUCUUACCCUAUGCUUUGUCCUGACGGUCAAUGGUUUGACACCACUAGCGACUCUUGUCGCUCUGAAACUGAGGUAGAAUGUGAUUUGGAAACGAUUGAACCGGACGAAAAUCCUACGUUUGAUGUAUGUGAUUUACAGCCGAACAAUUUUCUGACCGCUAACCCUACCGUAUGUAAUAAGUAUUACGUUUGUAUUAACCAGCUUGGAUGGAGUAAAAUGUGCCCCUUGGGAAUGUGGUUCGAUGCAACUGGCCAAACCUGUGUACCUCCAGGUUCGACCGAUUGUCCACUAGGACCACCGAUGCCCCCAGAAACCACCACUACUCCCUUCACUCGCUGUGAUGGUGUUCCAAAUUUGGCGUAUGUUACGGGUGAUGAGUUCUGCUACCGUUACUUCCAGUGUCGUGAUGGAGUUCCGUUCCCGAUUAUUUGUAGAGAUGGUCUGUGGUUCUCGGAGGAAGCUCAACAGUGUGUCGAACCGGAAACAACGCAGUGUGAUCUAGAUGAUUCUGAACCACCGACGACGCCUACGCCUGGCAUUUGUACCGAUGUGACCGAUGGCGUUCUUGUUCGGCAUCCUUUAGACUGUAACCAGUAUUACUUGUGCGUUGGUCAAGUCGGUGUUCCCACGAUAUGUCCCACAGGUCUGUGGUUCGAUGAACCAAAUCAAAUGUGCAGUAACCCAGUGAACGUAGAUUGCCCACACGGUCCCACAACACCAGCUCCGGAUCCAUUUGCGGUGUGUGAAAACGUCUUUGAAUAUCGAUUCGUUCGUGACGAAGAAUACUGUUAUCGUUACGUCCAAUGCAUCGGUGGUACUCCCUAUCCGCUUGUGUGUCACGACGGACUAUGGUUCGACCAGGAACGGCAAACGUGUGAUCGAUCGGAGUACGUGGAAUGCGACGGUUUUGACGCCCCAGACGUUAGACCCCCAGAUUACACCGGAAUAUGCGAAGACGUGGACGAUGGUAUGCUGGCACCACAUGACACCUUCUGUAAUGAAUAUUUCCUCUGCGUUCGCGGUGUCGGAUGGCCAAUCAUCUGUCCCCUGGGACUGUGGUUUGAUGUUGAACAACAAACGUGUUCCGUUGCAGGACAGGUUCAGUGCCAUCUAGCGCCCGAACGUCCACCCGUCACUGAAAGCCCAUACGCCAGAUGUAGUGGAAUUCCGGAGAAUGCAUACGUUCGCGAUCCGGACUAUUGUUACCGAUACUACAAAUGCGUUAGCGGUUCACCUUUCCCAAUGAUCUGCCCCAGCGAACAGUGGUUCGACGAGCGACAGCAGAGCUGUCGAAACGCCACCGAAGUGUCCUGUCCCAUCGAAGAAGAACAAACGCGACCCCCGCCAACGCCAGGUGUUUGCACCGGAGUAGCCGACUCGGUACAGGUACCUAAUCGACGAGCUUGCAAUCAAUUCUACACCUGCGUGGAUCAAGCUGCCUUUCCGCAAAUCUGUGCCUAUGGACUUUGGUUCAAUGAAGCUGCCCAAACUUGCUCACCGCCGACAGAAACUACAUGUGACCUGGGACCUGCCACAACGACAACAACCGCUCCCCACCCGUGGGCGCUGUGCGACGAUGUCCCGAACUACUCGUACGUUCCCAGUCCCAACUAUUGCUAUCGCUUCUUUCAGUGUAUCGAUGGUGCCCCCUUCCCUAUGCAUUGUGGCGGCAGUUUGUGGUUCGAUCGAGAACGGCAAAUCUGCGCCGAACCGCAAGAAGUCACUUGUAUUGUCAAUCCAAAUCCACCAGUUGUGCCACCAACUCCGGGAAUUUGCACCGGUCAAGCCAACGGGCGUCAGGUUUCGAGUCCACGAGCUUGCAAUCAGUUCUAUGUCUGCGUUGAUGAAAUCGGCUACGCUCUGGUGUGUCCUGAGAACCUUUGGUUCGACGAGUUCCACCAAAUUUGCUCACCACCAUCGAGUACGUACUGUCCGUUAGCCCCGGUGGUGACCACACCAUCGCCAUACGAGCGCUGCAUUGAUGUGUCGAAUUUUGGCAUGGUAAGAAACGACUUCUACUGCUAUCGGUACUUCCAGUGUGUUGACGACAUCCCGUACCCGAUGAUUUGUCGAGCCGGAUAUUGGUUCGAUUUGGAACGUCAAAUGUGUGACCUCAGCCUGAACGUGCAAUGCGAACUACGGCCGGGAAAUCCCGGACCAAUCAUUCCAACUCCUGCCAUUUGCGAGGGUACUUCCGACGGGAGCUUCGAACGCAAUUGGAGCUUCUGUAACCAGUACUACCUUUGCGUAGGGGAAGAAGCUUUCCCGCAGAUCUGUCCCGACGGUUUGUGGUUCGAUGAUCACCGAGAAACGUGUGACCUCCCUGCCAAUGUCUAUUGCCCCCUGGGGGCUUCGACAGCCGAACCAAUACCGGAACAACGAUGCUACGGUGUCCCGGAUCUGUCCUUCCUUGCCAACGACAUUUACUGCUAUCGCUACUACCAUUGUGUUGACGGCAUUUCCUACCCGAUGAUAUGCGGCAGCCAUUUAUGGUUCUCGCUGGAUUCCCAAUCAUGUGAAAGCGUCGACGUUAUCGACUGCGAUGGAGAGACUCGGCCACCAGACGUUCCACCAACCGAAGGCAUCUGUACCGGACUCGAGAACGGCCGUCAAGUGCUACAUCCGGAUUUCUGCAACCAAUUCUACGUCUGCAUCGAAGGGGUCGGCUUUUCCCAGAUCUGUCCAUUUGGGCUUUGGUUCGAUGAUGAGCUACAAAGCUGCGCGUCACCCCCGGACGUUGAGUGUCCCUACGGAUUGCAGCCUACUUUGUCUCCCAUCGAUAAUAUAUGCUCUGGAAUGCCUGACGGAGCCAAAAUUGCCAAUCCAACUGACUGUGCAUGGUUCUACAUUUGUAUCAGUGAUGAACCGUUCCGGUCACCCUGCCCGGAGGAUAUGCUCUUUGACCGGAACCAGCUGCAGUGCGUCCCGGCUGAUGAAGCUGAAUGCGCUGAAGAGGGUAUGACCUCACCGCUUCCGGGGCCAUGCUAUGGAAUUGCGGAUUACACACUAGUGAGGAAUCCAUACAACUGUGCGAGCUAUUACGAGUGUCUGAACGGUUACGGGCAUCCUUCGUACUGCCCACCUGGGCAAUAUUUUAGCGAGGAGUUACAGCGGUGCGAUCUAGCGGAGAAUGUGGACUGCAGUGUGGAGGAAGGGGAGACGACUACGGAAGAAGAUGCGGAUUCGGAGGAAAUUUUCAAAAGCAGACGCACUCUUUAGAAAUUAAAUUCAUUGGUUAGUUUACGAAUAAACGUGAUGCGUUGUGAAAAGAAGGAAUCGAAUAUCUUUUGGUUACAUUGACUCACUAAACAUUGGAACUUCUUAGAACUUUUAUUGCACUGUCAUCAUUUCACAUUUGUCAAAUAGUUUCGUUAUUUUGGA
Molecule: messenger RNA, 4023 nt
Organism: Wyeomyia smithii (pitcher-plant mosquito)
Lineage: Eukaryota; Metazoa; Arthropoda; Insecta; Diptera; Culicidae
Exons: 3
Coding region: 103-3861 (1252 amino acids)
Cellular component (GO): extracellular region
Molecular function (GO): chitin binding
Source: RefSeq, a predicted model, not a curated record